AUGCCGCCGCUGCGCGGGGCCAAGCGCCGGCGUAAGGCGGCGUUGGAGAAGAAAGCGGCCGCGGCCGCAAUGGCGGCGGCCGCAAUGGCGGCUGCCGCCUCGGGCGAGUCGCCUGGCGACUGGUGGGACGCCUUCUGCAUGCGGAUGUCAGGAACCUUAUCUUCUAUCGAGGAUGCACACAGAUUCGAGUCUGUAUUCAAAAUGCCAAGAAGAGCUUUCGACUAUGUCUGCAACUUGGUGAAAGAUGAAAUGAUGGUGAGGUCCAGCAGCUAUACCUUUCUUGAUGGCACAAUGCUGUGUUUGGAAGAUCGAGUGGCCAUUGCUCUACGGAGGCUGAACUCUGGUGGGUCACUGGUGACCGUAGGAUCCUCUGUUGGAGUGAACCACUCAACCGUGUCGCUGAUAACUUGGAGAUUCAUUGAGGCCAUGGAGGAGCGAGCAAGCCACCACUUGCGCUGGCCAGACUCCAGCGAAAUGGAGAAGAUCAAGUCCAAGUUUGAGAAGAUCCAUGGUCUGCCAAACUGCUGCGGCGUUGUGGAUACAACACACAUCACAAUGUGCCUUUCAUCAGCUGAGCCAAACUGCAAGGUCUGGCUCGAUCAGGAGAAGAAUUACAGCAUGGUAUUGCAAGCUGUUGUUGAUUUGGAUACAAGGUUUACAGACAUCGUGACUGGGUGGCCUGGAAGCAUGAAAGAGUCCAGCAUUUUGCACAGCUCUGGCCUUUUCAAGCUCUGCGAGAAAGGUGAGCGGCUGAAUGGCAGCAAGCUGAAGGUAUCAGAUGGAUCAGAGAUCGAGGAAUACUUGAUUGGCGACUCGGGCUACCCCCUUCUUCCCUGGCUGCUCACACCUUACCAAGAGAAGGACCUCACAGAGUCCAGUGCUGAGUUCAACAGUAGGCACUCUGCAGCGAGAACAGUCGCUCCAAGGACACUGGCCAAGUUCAAGGACACAUGGAAGUUCCUGCAGGGUGAGAUGUGGCGUCCGGACAAGCAUAAGCUGCCCCGGAUAAUCCAUGUCUGCUGCUUGCUGCACAACAUAAUCAUAGACCUUCAGGAGACAGCGGUGGACGAGGCACCGGCGUGGUCGAGCGACCAUGACGCUAAGUACAGGCAGCAGGUGUGCCAGUUAGCUGAUGAGAAUGGAGUCAGGGUGAGGGGCAAACUGUCCCAGCACCUGAUUAGCAGGUGA
This is a messenger RNA of Miscanthus lutarioriparius, 1188 nucleotides long. NCBI's taxonomy places the organism in Eukaryota, Viridiplantae, Streptophyta, Magnoliopsida, Poales, Poaceae. The record is from the annotation of a GenBank genome assembly.